UGAAAGUAAUGGUUUACAGCCUGAAGACCAUCGACAGAAACAGGACUACCUGUGUUCGGAGACUCUUCUUACCCUCCAGGCUAAAGGUUCAGGCAGACAGGUGUGUCCCGUGUCUCCUGUGUGCCAACACCUUCAAGAGUUUAAUACAUAAUACUGUAAUUCAUAACCAAUCAGAAGUAUUCCAGUGCAGGAGGAGGAGCAGAAAUUAGGCUUUAAAAACUGAUGCCAGGAGAACUAUUGUUGCAUCGUUGUAUUCCAGAUCUGUAGUUAUUCGUGCAGUCUGAGGCAACUACAACAACACUGUCGACAUGCUGGCCAUCAAACUGAUGAUCUUGGCCUUCCUGGCUGCUGCUUGGGCUCCUACAGUUGGCGGAUUCAGAGUCGAUGUUGCAUGUCCUGGAGUUAACAAUGAGCUGCGAUGUCCUGAAGGAUCUACGAUUCACAUAAGGUACUUAACCCAUGGUUCCCAAAGCACUAAAAUCUGCGCUGCCAGACACAAGCGUGCCAGGACCCCUAGAAUGAACUGCCUCCAACCAGGGUUGCGUCCUUGGUUCAGGCUGAUAUGUGACAAAACCCAACACUGCCGACUGCCCAAGCCCGAUGUGAGGAUGUUUAGACCAAACUGCGGUGACCCAAAAACACAGUUUAUUCAGGUCCACUACAUCUGCCGCAAAAACAGAGGUGAUGUGUAUAACGCUGUUGCCUGUGAAGGACAGGAUGCCCAAAUGAAGUGCGACAAAGGAUGCAUAAAGGUUAUCAAAGCCUAUUUUGGACGUCAUGAUGAGACAACCUGCAACAACACCCCUACCAAGAUGACGUUCUGUACAAGUUACACAGCUGAUACAUACGUCAAAAAGACGUGCGUAUUUAAUCAAGACAAAAGCUUUUCAGUUGUGGCAAAGGGAAUAAGAUAUUUGUACAAAACUGUGUUUUGUCUUGAAUGUAAUUUUCGUUACUUUUUCUGUUACGCAAUAAUAAUUGUGUCAAGUAAACAGAGGAGUAGCAGUAUUAACACUUCUCUCUGUAUCAUUACGAGGAGUCAGUCGAUCAAAAUUGCUGGUGUAUUGUUCAUUGUGAUUUGUUUUUUGAUUUAAAUUGGCUUUCUUUUUAAUCUAUCCACAGGUGUAACAAGCAAAAAGUGUGCGAUGUUAAAGCCGUCGCUGAAACGCUGGGGACCCCUGUUAAGUGUGAUGCUCUUCCCAAGUACCUUUAUGUGGAUUAUGUUUGUCAGGUGAGCAGGAUUAAAAAGGCAUGUGUUGUGGUUGUUUCUGCAAAGAGUUAAACCUCUUAGCGUGCCAUGUAAUAAUUGUGGAUGUUUAUUUUUUGCUGUUGUUCUCAUU
Acanthopagrus latus (yellowfin seabream) is the source of this 1340-nucleotide messenger RNA. Its product is annotated as L-rhamnose-binding lectin CSL3-like. Lineage: Eukaryota; Metazoa; Chordata; Actinopteri; Spariformes; Sparidae. The record is from RefSeq and is a predicted model, not a curated record. The coding region runs from base 309 to 1094 and encodes 261 amino acids. Gene Ontology annotation, molecular function: carbohydrate binding. The transcript is spliced from 7 exons.